This is a messenger RNA of Dioscorea cayenensis subsp. rotundata (Guinea yam), 543 nucleotides long. RefSeq lists its product as uncharacterized. The record is from RefSeq and is a predicted model, not a curated record. The transcript has 2 exons. Bases 1 to 543 code for a protein of 180 amino acids. Lineage: Eukaryota; Viridiplantae; Streptophyta; Magnoliopsida; Dioscoreales; Dioscoreaceae. Gene Ontology annotation, molecular function: zinc ion binding.
AUGUACAAGUCUAAAGAGUUCGAUGAUGCAGUUAGUAAACUUGUAGCUAUAUCGACCGAUGCACAUGAUUGGUUGUUACACAAGUCCGACAUUGAUCAUUGGUGUAACUAUUUAUUCAAGGGUAUGCGGUGGUGUGAAAUGUACUCUAAUGUAGUGGAGUCUUUCAAUGCCUGGAUCAAAGAGGCAAGGCAUCUACUGAUACUCAAGAAGGUUAAACAAAUGGUCGAAAUCAGUCAGUUUUCGAGGGUGGGUCGAUCAAGCGAUGACAAUUAUGAAGUGGUUGAUGAGCACAAUAAUGCCGUCAACCUACGCUUACGUAAAUGUUCUUGUAGGAGAUGGGACAUACAUGGACUGCCAUGCAAGCAUGCAACUGCUAUGAUAAUGCAAACAGACACAAAUGUGCACUACUAUGUCGACCAAUAUUUUACAGCAGAAUCGUAUCAUCGUGCAUAUGCCGAACCAAUAUACCCAAUCCCUGACAGUGAAAAGCCAUCGGAUGAUGCUUGUCAACUGAGAAUGCGACCACCGAUAGCAAAGAAAUGA